Molecule: messenger RNA, 5414 nt
Organism: Cinara cedri
Lineage: Eukaryota; Metazoa; Arthropoda; Insecta; Hemiptera; Aphididae
Source: the annotation of a GenBank genome assembly
AUGAGUCUGGUAGGUAGUUAGGUUUAGAGAGGUAUUUGUACUUAGUUCUUAAUCUAGAGAAGUUAUUUUAGUCAAAAAAAAAGGUUAGGUUAGAUUAGGUAAAAAAAAAUAAUAAAAUUAACAUCAUUGUAAAACCAAUGCAUUCCUCAUUUUGCUCAGAAUCUAAAAAUGAAUGUUAAAUAGUAAUAGAAAUUAGUAUUUAAUGAAGUUUGUGAAAUGUAUUAUGUAUAAUAAAACGUAUGUUAAAUAUUAUAAAUAAAUAAAAUAGUAAUAGUAAUAAUGAUUAAAUUGAUACAAGUGUAUGCCUACUAUACUUGCUUAGUAUAUCAGUACAUUAUUUAGGUUACACAACGUGCAUUACUGUUUAUCAUAAUCAUAGACGUAUAAAUUAAAUAUAUAUAUCGCUCUCUAGCGGAGCAAAUUAUAUUGAAUCAUUGUGAUACAGAAAACCCAUUAUCAGGUAUUGCUCAUUUUACGAUUAUGAUUUAAUUUAUUUUAAAAGUUGGCAAUUCUAAACAGAGAAGUUAAAAAAUAUAUUAACGAAUGAUAUUAUUGGACGGUCUACGAAACAGUUACCGAUUAUAGUUUUUAGCCACUCAAAGAGAUUAUCCAAACCAUGAUAACAUUAUAACGUGGGAACAAGAACAACGCUAUUAUGUUUUAUGUUUUCCAUGGUGGUUUCAAUACCCAUGUUAUGUAGUUUUGAACUAUUCAGUCGCCAAUUCGCCAUAGCUGCCAAGUGCCAAGUCUGUGUUAGUUUUUCUUUUACAAAUUUCAAGUGAAUAAUCUCGAAAAAAGGUAAUUUUUUAAAUAUUAUUACGGACAAUGCAUCAUUUUCAUUAAAUUAAAUUUAUUGUUUUGAAAAUUCGAUUUGUUUUUUUUUUGUUGCAAUUCGUAAUCUAUUUGUUGGCCAACGCUCAUAUUGAGAAAUGUAAAUAACCUCUAUAAUUAUUGUAGUUCGACUAAGGUGUUUAUACUUUUCAAACGAAUUUGUAUGCAGGUUGUUGUGAUGAUAAAUAAAUAAAUAGGUUAUGUUCACGAUGUUUACAUGAAAACAUGUAAUCUAUUAGAACGUACUAUCGCAUAUUGGGAAGUGGGAUUGGGCAAAGCAGUUCAGUGCCUGUGUGAACCUGCUUCACGUAAUGUCUGUGACACACAUUACUACUACUUGACUAAUUGUCAAGGAGUUUUCGUAUUUCAUAUUAUUUUAUUUCAAUAUUACUUGCAUAAUAUUACAUUGAAAGAAAAAUUAAUUGAAGCCGUUCGUCUACACUAAAUAUUGUACGGUACUAGUACCAUAUUGAUUACAUGAACUUUUAUCUUGAUUUUUUCUUUUGUUUAUUUACACACUUUUCCAUAUAGAUUUAUUUCGUUGAAUACAAUAGGAAGAGUUCGUCCAUUUCUUUGUCAAAAUCAGACUCGGAACUUGGGUCUAGUUCGUUUAGUUCGCCAUAAUUUGUACGUUCUACGACCGAUUAAUUACAAAUAUGAAAAAAAACUGCAUUUAAAUGUGUGGAAUCUAAUCUGCCUUGCCCAAACUAACCUACCCUGCGCUGGACUGCUUCUCAAUGUGUACCUGGGCUUAAAGCCUUCAUCAUUUUUUUUCUUGUUCAAUUCAAUAACUACAGCCAUUGAUUAACUAAAAAUCUAAAUAUAUUUUUAUCAGAAUAAUAAAUGUAAAUUAAUUAAUUUAGGUAUACUAUUAAAUAAUGUGAAAUAUACUAAUCCGAGCUGUGUAUUUAACUUUCAUUUUUAUAAGAUCAUUAUCGUAAAAAUGUCGGGCAAACUUAACUAAAUCAUUACCUUCUAUAUUAAAUACAUUUGAAUAAUAUUCCCAUUUUAUUAGUGAUUGUGAUGGACUUAUCUAAAGUAUUUAAAAUGAAAAUAAUAUUUAAUUAAUGUUUGGUUAUUUAAAACUCUUUAUAUUAUGUACCUAUAAUUAUUUAUUGUGAAAUAACCGUUUUCAACAAACGUUUGAAAAGACAUAAACCUUCCAAGAAGAACUAAAAGAGUUGUUAAAAAAUGUUUUAAAUUGUCCAUUUUUGCUGAUACAUAUAUUUAUAAUAUGGUUGAAAUUGACAGUUACAUAAUGUAUAUUAUAAAUUUUUUUACUAUCAAACAACAUAAAUGUUUACCCCUAAUGUACUCCACAUUGUUUGAUUCACACCAUAAACAUGUGUUACUAAAAUUAAAAUAAUGCCUACCAAUAUUUGUUUGAUUCUGAAAUAUGUAUAUAUUUUAGAUUCUGAGUAGAACAAAGAAACUUAUGGUUUUUUAAAGAUGUUUAUAUUUUUUUUUUUAAAACAACUUUUCUACCAGAAGACUUGCUUGGAUUUCUAAGUUUUCUGAAAAAAAAAUUGUUAUGUGGAGGUACUUUAAAGAUAUAAUUUUUUGAUUUUCUUAGGAGUGUUUUCAUCAAAUUUGAAAAACCAAAAAAAAAAAAAAAAACGGGAAAAUAUAAGAAAUGUAGGUAUUAGUUAAAAUAUAUUAUGGCCUUCUUUUUUUCUGAGCAUAACUUUUCUACCAACAAUUUUGCUUCAAUUUUAUUGAUAGCUAUGUUUCUAAAAGGAAAUUUCACUGGGUAGGUACUUUAAAGAGGUGAUUUUUUAAUUUUCCCAAUAGUUUUUCCAGCAAAUAUAAAAAACCUUGAUAAAACUUAGAAAAACUUGUAAAAUUGGUACAACAUUAUUAAAUAAGAAUUAUCAUAUAAAAUAUAUAAAAUCUAUUUAAUUAUUUUACUAUAAAAUGGCAUAUAUAUAUUGUUGACAAAGCAUCACUAUCAACUGAAUUAUGCUCACAAUUGUUUUUUCGUAAACAAUGGUUUAUCGUUGCUUACAUCUUUGGUAUAUAUUAAAUUAUCUAUAACAUUGGCCCCAUUAUUCUAGGAUAUCUUUUCAUUAAACUUACCUUUCACACUUUCAACACUUUGAAUGUUGCUACUGACCAAAUGAUUCUACAAAUUGUGAACUAAAUGUAGAUUUCAUAUUUACACACUUAUUUGAUAUUUUUGCAAAUUGAAGUAAGUUAAUAAUAUUUUAAAUAUCUUUAAUAUUCUCUGGCUUAUGAUUAAGUAGUAAACCAAUAUUUUUAGUGAACAUUUAUUUACUGUUUGUAAGUAUAAAGACACUGAAAUCUAUUUAAUUAUUUGCAAUAAAUCAGUUUCAAAUUACUAUAAAAUUAAUUAUUAAAUUAAUAUAUAAAUAAAUAAAUGAUACAUUUAUAUAUAAAAAUAAAAAAUUAAUUAAUUAAUGAAUGCUUUGCCUGGAGUAUUAUGGUAUGUGUAUUGUAUGAUCGGUUUCCAAUUCAAAAUUCAUCAUCAGGUAUAUCAGAGUAAAAAGUAAAACACGACUGAAUAUAAAAAAAUAAAUGAAGGAAUACAUAGAGAAUAGAUUAUACAAGUUGGCUGUUUUACAUACAAAUUAUUUAUUUAUUUUAUAGAGAUUAUUUAAAAUGAGUUAUUAUUAGACAUAUAUAUGUUAAGAAGUUUUAACUAUUUGGUUAUUAUUUAUUAUUUAAAAAAAACAUAAAUUUUUACUUUAUUAUUUUAUUAUUAAAUUAAUAUUUUUUAUUACAUUCCACCUUUUGUUACAAUUACUUGAGAAUUAAAUGUACACUAAUGGAUUGACUUUGAAAACAUAGGUAUGCAAUAUUUUAAUAUAAUGUAAUGAUUUUUGAAUUGUUUAAAUGAUUAUUUUAAAUAAUUUAAUCAUUUGCUCACUACUAACAGUUGAAGAAUUAUUUAAAUUUUGUAUAAUGACAUUACAUAACUGGCACUUAGUACUUUUCGAAUCAUUUAAUAAAUAUUGUGGGAAAAAAUAAGAAAUGUUGCAGUUAUAUUAAUAUGUACGUGAUGAGAGUCUGCCAUAAAGUAACUCCUAUGUAGCCUGCUUUCCAGCAGCAGAGGUUUUUGGCAUCUACCAAAGUUAUUAUCAUAAAUAUAUAAUAAUGUUUAUUGUUUUGAUAUAUUUAUUUUUUAUUUCACUGGUUGUUAAAAAUUACUAAACCUUUACUGCUAUUACAAAAAAUUAUUAAAACAAAUCAAUAGAAUCAUGUGUGUAUACUGUACAUCAUAUUAUUCAAGUUCUAUUAAAUGAUUUUUGAAGGGGUCUUCAUAAAUGACAAAAUAAAAUUAGGUGAUUUAAAUUCGUAAAAGGUUAAAAACUACAAUAUUAGUGCUUUACCACUACUAUUUUAACUACAUUUUAAAAUUCCAAGAAUUAGAAUUAGAAUAUAUGUAAAAUUUAACUAAAAAAAUUGGAGGAGCAUACUUAGUGAAUCAUAUUGUAUAUAUUAUAAAAUUGUAAUUUACAUAAAAUAAUAUUUCUAUUUUAUUUUCAGAAUUAUGAAUCAAAUCUUUGCGAAAACAGUGUCUGGGAAAACUAUCACUUUAGAUGUAGAACCAUCAGAUUCUAUUGAAUCAGUUAAAAUUAAAAUUCAGGACAAAGAUAAACUCCCAUCAAAUAAACAACGAUUGAUGUAUGGAGGAAGACAACUGGGCGAUGAUUCUUGUACAUUAUCAGACUGUAAUGUUAAAAUGGGAUCUACACUAUAUGUGCAUCUUAGUCUUCAUGAAGGUACUUAGUAACUUUGACAUCUUUAAAAAAUUAAAUUCUCAAAAAAAAGAAAAGUUUAAUGAUAUUCAAAUUAUGUGUGUGUUAAUACUAGAGACAGGAUUUACCAUUCUCUUGAAAUCCUAUCUUGAAAGUAUGUAAAAAUAUUUAAAAAAGUAAAAAUGAUUUAGGGAUUAAAAAUCACCUAAAUAUAUGAAUAUAUUAAAUCAAGUUUUUAACUCUACAAAAAUCAAAAUUUUAAAACUUUACAAAAUUGUAAAGUUAUUUUAGAUUCUGAGCAGAGGGAUAAAUGUAUUGAUUUUAUUAUGAUGUUUAUUAUUAUUAAAAUUUUUCUUUUUUUUUGAUAAUAUGUACAAUGUGCAUUGUACAAUUUUAUUAAAAUUUAGUUGCUUUUAAAGUGGUCUUUUGUGGAUUUAAAAAUAAAAAAAUUAAAUUCUGGGCCCUAAUUAUUACACAAUUGUAGUUCAUAAAUGUUAACUUUAAAACUAAUGUUAUUAGCUAAAUGCAAAUAAAUUAUUUCAAAACUUAAUUUUAAUUCCUAUACCUAUUAUUAAUAAAAUUGAAUUUCCCACUUCCUGUUCAUUCUGAGUUAUAAAUGUAUUGGAUAUAAGUUUUUAGAAAGGAACUUAUAUUUAAUAAAAAUAUGAAUUUGUGACAAUGAAAUUUAUUACCUCAAAUAAUUUAUUCUAUAGCUAUUUUAGUAGCUUUACCUACUUUAUACAUAGUAUCUAUGUGAUUGUUAUUUAUGCAUAUUAACAGUAAAUCACAACAUUGUUUUUUUAAUUAUUUUUUAUUUAUAAGCUUUAUUAUGUUCUAGAUUUUGAAAAGCCGGUGGCCAAAUAA